Marchantia polymorpha subsp. ruderalis is the source of this 3694-nucleotide messenger RNA. The record is from the annotation of a GenBank genome assembly. NCBI's taxonomy places the organism in Eukaryota, Viridiplantae, Streptophyta, Marchantiopsida, Marchantiales, Marchantiaceae.
GGGAGAGCAACGACGAACACAGCCUAGUGAAGCUGGAGGUGCUGCGUCUCGGGGAAGGGACGGGACAGGACAGGAGGGAAGGAGAGAGAAAGAGCUCGUGAGAGGAGUCUCGAAACCCCUCACAGGAGAAGCUGGCAGGCAGGGCUAUGGCAGCCUUGAUGGUGCAAAAUCCACACACAGAGGCAAGUUUGUGGGUCGUUGUGCCCAAGUAGGGCGUAGAUUGGCUCUGGGAAAAGAUUUUCGUGGUUUUCCCGUGACAGGUGAGGUAAUUCUGGACCGCCUUUCGACCAUGGACGAAGAACAGCUGAAGAAGAAUACAGAUUGCGUCUACUUCUUGGCGUCGCCGCUCACGUGUAAGAAGGGAAAUGACUGCGAAUUUCGUCAUAGCGAGAGUGCGAGGGUAAAUCCACGGGACUGUCGUUAUUGGCUUGGUGGCAAUUGUCUCAACUGGGAUUGCCCAUUCCGUCAUCCACCUUUAGAAGGACGGCCGACUGUAGCUGCGAACGCUGCACCGAUUCCGGGAGUUGCGAACAAGUCCAGGAUUCCAUGUUAUUUUUUUUCACAGGGAUUUUGUGCCAAGGGAGAGAAAUGUACGUUCAUGCACGGUACACCAUCUUUGGCACCGAAAUCCUCAGCGCCACAACGACCGGUUAGGUCAGGUCCAGCAAGCGCAAUUGAAUCUAACGACAAGGAAUCUGUGCCAGCCGCGAAUGGAGUAGCUGCAAAGCCAAACAUUGAGGUUACACUCGAAACACAAGCUCCUGCGGAGACAAGACCAGCUCACGUAGGAGGUGUUCAGACAAGCCCUCGCAAGGAAGUAAGAACGUACCCAGGUACCGGAGCCAACCAAAACGGUGGGGCUAGAGGUAGAUCAGAGGGUCCUAGUUCCGGUCAUGUCGGCAGCGGCAGGUUACGUAUCCGCCAAGUUCAGCCUGGCGAUGAUAGGGUGCAGAAUGGUAUGGAACAAGAUGAAUGGUGGGAAGAGUCAUCACCGGGAUUCGAUGUACUCGUGGAUGACGGGCCAGAGCAAUCGCGCUACCCUGAUGACUCAGAGUUUCAAUCAGUGGGUGAAGGGGGACUGGAGACAGGGAAAGGUGGCAGCAGAAGUAGAGUAAGGUCGAUGCGAAUGGCCGAUGACAUAGAGCAGUACGAUUAUGAUUAUCCCCACCAAUAUGACCAUCCAUAUGAAGGCAAUGCGUCUUAUGAGCAUGGUGGAUAUGAGUACAGUGUGCACGAACAGCAAGGAGGGUAUGAUCCUUCAGGUGCCUAUGAGCACAUGGGCCAACGAGGCGGCUACUCUGACAGAGGUGGACCGGAUGAGAUGCUUGCCCGAGAAAGACUAGGACUACCUAUGGAAGUGGAUGUACGUUCUGGUGGCGGUAAUAAUGAUCACCGGUCAAGACUUGGAAGCGUAAAGCGUAGGAGACCCGAUGGAGGUCCGCAACAUUCUUCGGAGAAUCAUUCACGAAGACAGCGUACUGAGAUGCCUAUGGAUGAGUACCAGCAUCAUCAAAGGCAGCAGGAGGAUCAGCAAAAACAGCAUGAACUUCAGCUGAGACAGGAACUUUUUAUUCAAUCCGGAUUAAGGUACAACAAUCAUUUCAGUGGCAGAAGGCAGUUUGAGAAGAACCCAGUUGAAACUGCUGGGGUGGCUCGACGAGCCUUGCAAGAUAUUGGUGCCGAGGUGGCAAUAUCUACGACAGACAGAGUUCAGAGUAAACCUGGAUUGAAAGGUCGGUCCGUGGUCGACAACUCGAGAAGUGGACUCAAGGAAAGUGAACAUAGUAGGAUUUCAAAAGUCUCAGAUUCUCUCGGAGAAUCUGAAGGCAGGAACUAUAUGGAUCUUGAAGGGAAUAGGAAGACGGAGAAGGAAGUGAGGAAGGAUCCUUCAACAUUUGCAGGACCCAAGACCUUGGCGCAAAUUAAAGCUGAGAAGAGAAAGGGAGCAGUCGAAGGUUCCUCUAAGAAGGAAUCAUUAAAUGGUUCUAAGUUACCCCUUCAGACCAGUUCCGCAUCGAAGGGAGCAGCCGGGCGGAGCCAGCAGCAAUCGCCUGCAAUUUUCGUCGGGGAUGCCAUGUCAGGUGAUGCCUCCAUUGAAGAGAGGAAGAUUAGGCUGGAUAAGGUGGUCCCCAGUGAAGUGAAGAAGCUUACAGCUUUUGAAGGACCGAAGUCCUUGAGUGCAAUCCUAAAGGAGAAGCGCAAGGUGGAGCCAGAAGGUGAUGCCAAGCCAGAGGAAACAAGUAGAGAUCAUUUGCAAAGAAUCUCACCAUCUGGGAGUACAAUGGUUGCUGCCACAGGUGUAGACACAGGAUCAGCUGUAGAGUCGGAAUUACGAGAGGUAGACACAGGAAUAGGAACAGAUCUAGAUGCAGACGUUGAGGAUGGAGAGCUGUUGUCUGACGAUGAUGGCGCUCUUAAAAGUAGAAAUGAUAUGAAUGAUGAAGAUAGGAACACGUACUCCUUGGACCGUGGAGCAGUUGAACUUCAGGGUACCUCAUCAAGGGACAGUCAGUGGCAACACGAUGAAACAGCAAAUGCCAUGCAGACUGUUGAAGGAGGUGAAGACGAUAUAAUUGAAGAACCUGUUCAUGGUUCUGAUUACGGCGAUGUCCAAGAAGAUUACGAGGAAGAAGUCAGAGAGUUAGAUGUAGACCAUGAUGAAGACGAAGAAGCCUUUGUUGGGCUUGACGAUGAAGAGGAAGAUGACUUCGCCAAGAAGCUCGGUGGCUUUUUUUCUUAGGCUAGAACGUAGUAGUCUUCGUGUAUCGAAAGGAGUUCAUGGUGAGAGAUAAGCUCGAGGAGGCGGCUGCUUUGCAGUGAAAUUGCUGCCAAUAUUUUUGGAUUGUGGUUUCUGUGGAGCAUCUCCGCUGUACCCCUGGCCUUAGGCAACGAUUUUUCUUUUCAAACUGAUCAUAUACUUCCUUAAUGGGUCCGGUCCCAUCACUCAAAGAUCAGUGCAACAGCCUUCUGAAUAUAGCAAGUGCACAAACUCUGGUGAAUGUCAGGAAGCAUGGUGAAGGAGUGAUACUCUGGGUGGAGUAGCCGGUUCAUGGCAGCCAGGGUCCUCGUUCUCUUUCCCGAGGGCUUCACCAGAGAUAAAAAAACACCACUCUUGAGGAGACUGGAAUUGUGCCAAACAAUGGGACGCCUAGCUUGCACACUUCGGGCACGGUAUCGAUCAGAAGUUGUUAUCUUAUCUCCGAAAUAUGACGAAUCACGGACACGUAUUACUCUCCGCUCACGAACGCGUACUUCGUAACCUCAUACUCAUGUUUUCCGGCGUAUGAGUAUGAACUCAGCUGAGGUGCUGAGUAUGACCUCAGCACCUCCUCAUUUUUUCUGGGUAUUUUCCUGGUUGAUGGAUUCUAUGUCCUAUCUACACAUAAAGAGCGCUGCAGUUACAUGAGUUUUUCAUUUUGUGGUUUUUCUUCCAACAAUUGUUGGUUAGUAUUUCCUGUUUCUCGGAUCAUACAUGCACUUCUUCUAUCAUUCAAAGUGCACUUUCAUCUCUCUGACUUAGCCGGAGAGUGGGAGGUUUUCAUCUUACAGGUCACUCUGUUCUGUGACACGUUCUCCCCGUCUGUUGAAGCCGUCCUGUUAAGAAAGGAAUUGCAGUGGGAGUUAUAAAUCUUGACUUAGUCCACGCAGACACCACAUUUUUUCGCGUUCUCAGUUGAUUGAAGAGGUUUUGAUA